AUGGUCAACUUCCGUCAAGUGGAAAUAGCUGCAUUGAGGACUUCAACGGUUCCAGCAGAAAGUUCGAAUGGAAUUGCAGAUUUAUUUCUUAUUAUGGCUAUAGUGAGAAAGUUGAAAAAUGACAAAUUGGACUGCUUUGGUAGUUGCAAUUUCUAUCACAAUUUUCUAUCACUUUGCUGUGCACUAGAAAUCCUUAAACAUAUUCAACUUGCGUAA
Messenger RNA from Echinococcus granulosus, 216 nucleotides. RefSeq lists its product as hypothetical. The transcript has 2 exons. The record is from RefSeq and is a predicted model, not a curated record. Bases 1 to 216 code for a protein of 71 amino acids. NCBI's taxonomy places the organism in Eukaryota, Metazoa, Platyhelminthes, Cestoda, Cyclophyllidea, Taeniidae.